AUGGCAAGCGCACCAAAUGUCUACUCGGCAGAGCCUGCAUUCCCGAUCCUUGCUGAUUCUCUACUCCUACCAGAGUCAAGGGAAAAUGCAGCUCCUCCAAAUGAGACAACCGCCAAAAACAGCUGGAACCUCAAAAAUGAUUGGAAACAGGGUAUCCAAUCCUCCAAGGAAGGAGUCUUUCGGUGCGGGGUUGUCCUCGGUUUCUCCAGACUACAAAUGAAACGCAACGACAGCAACGAGUAUCUCGGACAGAUUCCUCGAUAUAUUCUCACAAACCAUUUGCGGGGUAUCCAUCCAUCAUCUGAAUCGAGCGCAUUCAUCAUCCAUCCACGAAGUUUCGAGGCUUUUGCCCCAAGGACUCUACUCAAUGAGCUGCAGUCUCCCUCCCAUGGCUACCCUGGUCUAUCAAGGGAUGAUGCAAUCCGUAGACUUGACGCUGUGCAGUUACUACCCGUACACAACUUCGCCAAUGCCGCACAGGCCAUCGCUAAGGUUUCGGAAGCGCUGCACGAGAUCCAAGAAAAGCGAGAACAGAACAAACCGACUGAGACAAACCCAUCCGUCCACAGCCCCAUUGUCCUCAUUAUCGUGGGCCUCGAUACCCUAGCUGAAGGCGUAAUCCGAGCCUCCAAUCCAGCUCGAGGUGCAGCCGUUUUGACAGCUACACUCCGCACCUUGACGCGCUUGUCUCGUGUGCACGCCUCUCAUCUCUCCAUCAUUCUUGUCAAUACUAAUGGACUGGGGACAAUGAGACCAAAGUGGGAUAAAAAUCAACCGUUGACUGGAAACCCUACCAGAGAUAGUGCUGUGAGACAGCCGCUAGAAGAUGGAAUUCACUCCGUCUUCCAUUCGGAUAUUCCUUCUCUGUUCCCGACCUUGCUCAUGAAAACGUUAGACCAAGGCACCGAUACCCAUCUGUUGCUUUCUGAUGUGAGAGGAGCUCAGAUAGUCGAAGUGAUCAAAGAUCGAGUUGGUACGAGCCUAGGUAAAUGGGGAAUAUGGAACGAGCAAUGA
Penicillium concentricum is the source of this 1014-nucleotide messenger RNA. RefSeq lists its product as uncharacterized. The coding region runs from base 1 to 1014 and encodes 337 amino acids. The transcript is spliced from 2 exons. Lineage: Eukaryota; Fungi; Ascomycota; Eurotiomycetes; Eurotiales; Aspergillaceae. The record is from RefSeq and is a predicted model, not a curated record.